This is a messenger RNA of Tarenaya hassleriana, 998 nucleotides long. Its product is annotated as calcineurin subunit B-like. Gene Ontology annotation, molecular function: calcium ion binding. Bases 349 to 864 code for a protein of 171 amino acids. The transcript is spliced from 7 exons. NCBI's taxonomy places the organism in Eukaryota, Viridiplantae, Streptophyta, Magnoliopsida, Brassicales, Cleomaceae. The record is from RefSeq and is a predicted model, not a curated record.
AAAGUAUUUGGGCUUCGAUUGGGCUGGGGUUUCUUAUCUGAGAAGAAAGAUCAUGCACGAGGAGAUGAGUUUUCUUCCAACUUCAGCUCGCCUUUGGAUUGGCAAGUGUUCCUUUUUUUUUUUCCUUCUCUCUCUUCCUGUUUUCUGUUUGAUUCCCGGGAAAAUAGAAUCUUUUCUUUUUUCUAGGCCUUGUCCUUCUUGAAUUUCCCUCUUCCUGUGCCUAGCUUUGUCCUAAAAAUCAAAACUCUCCGAGAACAAAAAUCUCCCAUUUCGAGUCUAGGCGUUAUACGUCAGCAAACAAGAGCUUGAAUUCACAGUUCUGCGUUGACUUCGACGUAUAAUUUUCAAAUGGGGAACGCUUCCUCGUACGAUAUCGAAGAAGUUCAAAGCCAUUGUCAUUAUCUAUUUGGGCAGCAGGAAAUUGUAUCUCUCUAUCGAAGGUUUCGCCAGUUAGAUCGGAAUGCAAAGGGAUUUAUCUCAGCCGAUGAAUUCCUCUCCGUGCCCGAGUUUGCUAUGAAUCCACUUUCUCAGCGGCUGCUUAAGAUGGUCGAAGGUUUGAACUUCAAGGAUUUUGUGGCGUUCUUGUCUGCGUUCAGUGCCAGAGCAAGUGUACGGCAGAAAGUUGAAUUUAUAUUUAGAGUAUACGACACUGACUGCAAUGGGAAGGUCUCCUUCAACGAUGUCAUGGAAGUGCUGGGGGACUUGUCUGGCUCAUUCAUGUCCUAUGAGCAUAGAGAGCAAGUGCUGGGCCAAGUGCUGAGGGAAUCCGGUUACACAAGAAACUCUUACCUGACACUCGAGGAUUUUGUCAAGGUAUUUGGGGAUUCUGAGCUGAAAAUGGAGGUUGAGGUUGCCGAGGACUAAGCCUCUCAGUUUGAACUGAAGGCAAAUCAGAGAAUCUUUUCAUCAAAGGGUUUCUUGUUAGCUUCUGAUAGUUCGGUCCUAAAGGUUUUGUCUGAACUCAAGAAACUGAUACAACUAAUUUUCAUUUACACACU